AUGAAGCCCCAGGUCGGUAUCAACGGUUUUGGCCGCAUCGGUCGUCUUGUGUUGCGCGCUGCUGUUGCUUCCAACUCCGUCAAUGUUGUCGCUGUCAAUGACCCAUUCAUUGAUCUGGAAUAUAUGGUCUAUAUGUUUAAGUAUGAUUCCGCCCACGGCCGAUACAAAGGUGACGUCAAGGUUGAUGGCGGCAAGUUGGUUAUUGACAGCCACAGGAUUACCGUCUUCCAGGAGAUGAGUGCUAGUGCCAUCCCAUGGUCUCAGGCUGGCGCAGAAUACAUCGUUGAGUCCACUGGCAUCAACACCACCGUCGAGAAGGCCUCGGCUCACUUCCAGGGUGGUGCCAAGAAGGUUAUCAUUUCGGCUCCCUCUGCUGAUGCUCCCAUGUUCGUCGUCGGUGUAAACCAUGAGAAGUACGACCCCUCUAUGAAGGUAGUGUCCAACGCUUCCUGCACUACCAACUGCCUGGCUCCACUUGCCAAGGUCAUCAACGAUAAUUUCGGCAUUGUCGAAGGUCUCAUGACUACCGUGCACUCCUACACUGCCACCCAGAAGGUUGUUGAUGGUCCCUCGAAGAAGGCAUGGCGUGAUGGACGCACCGCUGCCCAGAACAUCAUCCCCGCCUCCACUGGUGCCGCCAAGGCUGUUGGCAAGGUCAUUCCUGAGCUCAAUGGCAAGCUAACCGGCAUGGCUUUCCGCGUGCCCACCCCCAAUGUCUCUGUUGUCGACCUGACCUGCAAGUUGAGUAAGCCGGCUACCUACGACCAGAUUAAGGCUGCCGUCAAGGCCGCCUCUGAGUCGUCUGCCCUGAAGGGCAUUCUUGAGUACACUGAAGAUCAGGUUGUCAGCACUGACUUCCUUUCCACCACCUGCUCCUCGACUUUCGAUGCUCGCGCUGGUAUUGCCCUCAACGACACUUUCGUUAAGCUCAUCGCUUGGUACGAUAAUGAGUUUGGCUAUAGCUGUCGUGUUGUUGAUCUGAUCAGCUACAUGUUCAAGAGGGAUCAUUAA
Messenger RNA from Echinococcus granulosus, 1011 nucleotides. Its product is annotated as Glyceraldehyde-3-phosphate dehydrogenase. Bases 1 to 1011 code for a protein of 336 amino acids. The transcript is spliced from 3 exons. Gene Ontology annotation, biological process: glucose metabolic process. The record is from RefSeq and is a predicted model, not a curated record. Lineage: Eukaryota; Metazoa; Platyhelminthes; Cestoda; Cyclophyllidea; Taeniidae. Gene Ontology annotation, molecular function: NADP binding; oxidoreductase activity, acting on the aldehyde or oxo group of donors, NAD or NADP as acceptor; NAD binding.